Messenger RNA from Aspergillus glaucus CBS 516.65, 4482 nucleotides. RefSeq lists its product as uncharacterized. Bases 266 to 4363 code for a protein of 1365 amino acids. The transcript is spliced from 3 exons. NCBI's taxonomy places the organism in Eukaryota, Fungi, Ascomycota, Eurotiomycetes, Eurotiales, Aspergillaceae. The record is from RefSeq and is a predicted model, not a curated record.
UGCUAAUGCUCUUCAGUCACCGGUGGAUUUAAUUUGGAAGCUAUUAAUCCAGCCACCUUGUGUCAGAAUUUCUGCUAUCCAUUCACCUGCUACGGAAUAAUCUCCGCGUCGCUCAUCUCCCGCUAACUGCGAUUUACUUUCCCUCCGCGUCGCUCGCAAGAACACCACAACUACCGAUUCUCCCUACAUAUUGAACAUUUCCUCUUAUAUCCAUGGUUUUCCCAUCAAAUACCUAAUUCAUCCAUCCUAAACCGAGGAAACGAGCAUGCGUCUCCAUCUCGUCAUCCAGCGCCACGGCCUCCCCGUGACGCGCAUUCUCUGGUCAACAUCCUCCUCGUCCCUCGAAGGAAACGCCUCCUACAAACCCUCCGCGAACUCGUCCUCGAUCGCAUCAACCCGCGCCCCCAAUGCCUUGUUCGCGAACAGCGGAUACACAAUUGCGCAGCUACUGGAGGAUGUGAACGAGGUUGUCCCGCUUGAGACGGAGCCGAGAUUAUUCGAGGAUAGGUCUACAGGGCAGUGGGGGUUGGAGGAUUAUGUGGUUGAGGUUGCGGGAUCUGAGUGUUUGCAUUUUAUGGAUUUAGGGGGGUUGUUGAGGGAUGGGGAUGAGGUUGUGAUCCGGUCACUUCAGAUUUCCGAUUUACGAGCGAGGCGGCUUUCAGGUCGUCAUCAGAUUUCGGUGGACGGGAAGCAUCUUAUCGACGGGGUGCCGUUUGGAAGACCAUAUUUGAAACGAUCGACGUCGUCGAGACCUGCGAUUGAUAUCCCUCCGAGAAAGAAGCGGCGCACUGUUUAUGGUAUUGGUGGAGGGUAUGAGGAAGAGGAUACCGAGUGGGCUCCGGUGGAUCAUGGGGUUACUAGAAAAGCACUCUCACAACUGCCGGAUCAGCAUGGCGAUUACAAUGAAGCGGACGAUGAGGAUUUCUACGAGGAUUAUCAUGAGGUUGAAGAUAGUGAAGAUGAUAAUGAAGAUGACGAGGCCGGUUAUGGUGAUGAUGAAACGGUCAUUCGACACCCCAUUGCAGAAAGAAUCGAGGAAAGGCCCGAGGGUGCCCGCACCCUUGAGAGUGAUGCAUCUGAUGUUGAGCCCGAGGCUGAAGCUGAGGAUCUAACCCAGGAGCUACAAGAACUGAAAGAGGAUAUGCAUAUGUCCGGUCUUGAUCUGCUGGGUGUCUAUGAAGAACAGCCCUCGCGAUUGCGAUCAACAAAGAGUCCUACGGUGCAAGGCAGUGUUGUGCUCGGGCAAUCUCCAUCUCUCAAAUCUCCAAUCCUACGAUCCCCCGGAGGGCGUCAAGUUUCGAAAUCUGUCAGGUUCGAGAGCGGAAGACAACCGCAACAGCAGGAGUCACCGGCAUCUCACAAGGUGAAGUCUCCCGUGAGUGCGAAGCAGCAAUCGCCCGCAAGGUCGAUCUUGAGCAAGGAAAGCACGAGUAGCGAUUCCGACAGUGACAGCAGCAUUUCGAGCGACUCAUCAUCAUCAUCAUCAUCAUCAUCAUCGUCGUCGUCGUCCUCAGACGAAGACGAAGACGAAGACGAAGACAUCUCAAGUAUCUCGUCGAGUGACUCCUCACCAGAAUCCUCUGAUUCCUCCUCCGAAUCCUCGGACUCGGAGGACGAGGAUGAAGAACGCAAGCGCGCUAUCCACGACCUCAAAGUCAACCCACCUGGUCUGGGCUCUCUGCGUACCAAGAAAAGCAACCAGCGCAACAAGUUACGACGACGGCUAUCAAAGCUGAAAGAGUUCGGCGUCUUACCUGAGCAGGCGGACUUUACUGCAUUGCGAGAAUGGGAGGAGAAAAACGGAGACUGGAACUUCGAUGCCAGCGUUCUGGCCAAGCCUGCGGCGGACGAAAAGCGGGAUGCUAAGGAGCAGGAGCAGGCUGAGUUUGAAGCUAAACGACGAAAACUGCUACGCGAUCUUGCAGCUGGCGGUGUUGAUGUUGAUGCGUUUACUGAGGAAAAGGCACCAUCCGCCCAGGCUGUGGAACAGAAACAAACCCAAGAUGAAAAAGAUCGGGAACAGGUCGAGUUUAAUGCCAAACGACAAAAAUUGCUGCGCGAUCUUGAAGCUGGCGAUGUCAAUGUUGAUGCGGAGGAGCAAGAGCAGGAACAACCUAAAGAUGAUACUGCUAUGGAAGACAUCCAAGCCGAACCUGCGAAAAGGCGCUCACUGGACGUCGCAGGCAGCCGACGCCUCCUCUUCGGAUCCCUAGGCGUCAGAACUCCCAAAUCCAAGGAAGAGGAAGAAGCCACUCGCAAAAAGCUAGCCGGAAAGGCCAACAACUUCCAAUCCCAGCGGCCUGUCGAGGCAGAACAGCCUGAAGAGUCGGAAGAUGACAAGGACGAGAACUGGGAAGGCAAGCUCGACAUCCGCGCUACGGAAUGUAUCUUUGAUGACAUUGGGCUGACUGCGCCGCCUUUCCCAUUCGAGCAGCGUUGGGAUGAGAAAGCACAUGAGAUUAUCAGACAGCGUAAGGGGUGGGGGAAGAAGAGGAAGAGAAAGGAGAGGAUUCAGGUAUAUAAUGGGGGUGACGAGGAGUAUGGGUAUGGGGAAGGCUACGAGGGCUACGAGGGCUACGAUGGCUACGAUGGCUACGAUGGCUAUGAGGACGGUUACGAUGAUAAUUGGGAAUAUGAGAACGGGGAGAUGCAGCUUGAGUACGAUGAUGCCGAGCAGGAGCAGGAGCAGCCGAAUGGAACAGAGGCGGAUGAAGUUGAGCAUGAGCAGGCCGCACCUAAGACAUCCGAUGAUGGGGAGGGCGACCUUCCUGAAAUGCCAAAGGAUAUCAGUACAAUCCCCGACCUGACCGAAGACGACCUCAAGAAAUCCUCGAUCAUCGCAUAUAAACAACUCGACAUGUCCAAAGAUACCAACUGGCAACCCAGAGUAUCCGACUACCGCGUCGCCGAGAUCCACGAAAUCUUCGAAGAAGACAACGUUCUCAAACUCCGCCUCGCAAAGCGCCAUCGCCGACAGCCAAAACCCGACGACGAAGAAGACGACGAAGACGAGGGCCCUCGCAUGUACAGUGGAUUCGAGAUGCCGGGGUUCGAGGACGAUGAAGACGAUGAUGGGUUCCGGGAGAUGUCGUUUGCGGAUUUUAUUGAACCGAAGCUUCUUCGUGCCGGUGGGGGCGUUGGACAGGGCGAUGGAGAUAGAGAUAACGACAUCUCUUCAGUUGUAGAAGAAUCUAUUGAGAAUCGCCCGGAUCCUGAACCACCUGUCCCGAAUGAAUCAAUCGAAGAAGAGCGUCCUCCUGUGAACAAUGAUCAGAAUAUCGAUUCGCAGGUCGAUGGUGUCGAUGGUGUCGAUAAUUCCGCGAAUGAAGCUGCUGGGGCCGGCUCUACUAAAGAGGAGAAAAAUGACAAUAAUGCUCGCGAACGCAGCGAGAGCCCUACCGUGAAGUCCCCCAAGUUUGAAGGUUUCCGGUCUCCUCGAGUAGAAGGCCAGUCACCCCCCGAGUCCGCCCAGCGUGAACAACCCGGAUCGACGGGUGAUACCGCUGUAAAUCCAGAUAACAGCAACGGUCAACAAUCGACGCAAGACCCCAAACAAAGCAGUAACAAGCAAUCAGCCGGAAACCGACCAAUACAUCUAGACAACGGACCUGGAAUCAGCGAGAAUGACCUGCAAUCGAUAAGCAGUCCUGCUAGCCUGAUGUCCUUUAAUGGGCUUUUGACCCAAACCUUUCCGGACGAGGAGUCUGUGAUGCAGGAUUCUUCACCAGUUGCACAGAGAAAGGAUGCUAAACAUGAAGAUAAGGAUAAUGAAGACAAGGACAAGAAAGAAGGUAGUCCCGAGCGCGAGCCACACUCCUCGGACGACGAUUUCGUCCCAAAUCCAUUCUACGAAAUUGACAAAGCUCAUGAAGAGCGUCAACGCCGGGAAUCCGAAAUAGCAGAAGACCGAAACUCCCCCUACAACGACGACGAUGACCCUACGUUCAUGGGCUUCUCACCCUCUCCGCCUCUACACAAAACAAAGCGCGAAUCCGAGCCCAACAACCCUAAAUCUAUGACCAACCAAGAAGAAUCCCAAAUAAGCUCCGUCCCCGAAUCCCAAUGGCAAAGCGCCAGUGAAAACAAAGAAAACAAAACAGAAACGGAAACAGACACUCCUACAAAGGACCACGAACCACCACCCGCAUCCCAGUUCUCCGACAUCAACUUCGUGGACCUGACGCAGUCCAGUCCACCCGCGUCCCCCGGAGGCAGUGAUGAGGAUUUCGCAAAGUCGCAACGACUACCGAAGGGUCCGGGCUGGGUGCAGAAGAAUAUCCCGUCUACGCAACGACGGACGAGGAAGUCGAAGGAUAAUAGUGUUAAUCCGCCGAGUUUGAAGGGGAGGCGGAGGAGGACUUAAUUCCGCCUGUGGAUUUGAUUGCUGUACAUAGUUCUAUGAUACUGUCUAUAUGUUAUGUUCUCACGAUGACUACUCUGCACGUUUGUAUACCUUAACCGGUUCUGAACAUUAAUACACCC